Messenger RNA from Dothidotthia symphoricarpi CBS 119687, 171 nucleotides. RefSeq lists its product as uncharacterized. The record is from RefSeq and is a predicted model, not a curated record. The annotation marks the transcript as partial. NCBI's taxonomy places the organism in Eukaryota, Fungi, Ascomycota, Dothideomycetes, Pleosporales, Dothidotthiaceae. The transcript has a single exon.
CUGAACUCCGAUCGCUACAAGGCCAAUAGCUGGCAAAAGUACCAGCAGUACUUUGACCUUAUGCAGCGUAAGAUGACGCAAUACUUUAUCGUUGCAGAGAACACAUACAAUAUGGAUGAAAAAGGCCUCGCUAUUGGGAAGAUCUUCGAGUCAAAACGCAGUUUCUCCAAG